Molecule: messenger RNA, 1359 nt
Organism: Ceutorhynchus assimilis (cabbage seed weevil)
Lineage: Eukaryota; Metazoa; Arthropoda; Insecta; Coleoptera; Curculionidae
Source: the annotation of a GenBank genome assembly
ACCAUAUAUAAAAAUCGGUAGGAAAAAAUGUCAGUUAUUACCUACCUGAAGAAAAUACUGCAUGUGGAAAAUUGUCGUGAUAACAAAAAAAAAUUGUUAAAAUUUAUCUUUUCAUAAAGAAUAAUGAACAUUGCUAUAUAAUUCGAGAAGUAUUUGUUGAUUUUAACCAGAUUGAUGUAGUUAGGUAAUUUAAUGAAAGGACAAAUAAAAUUGCGAAAUGAUGUUUAAAUUUGAAUUACCUACGCCGAUUUUCUUUAUAGUGGGAUUAUUUUGAAAGAAAAACCAUCAUAGGAAAUCACAAUAAUGUUGUUGAUACUUGUUAGCGCAGCGGUUUUACAUAACUUUGCUUUCGCAGAAGAUCUGAAGGACCUUUCUCCGUUAGAACUAAUAAAAUUAGGUCAAGAUAUUUCUCAAAUACAUCCCGAUGAAGUAAAACCGACAGAUGUUCAAUUUUAUAUUCUCACCAAAGACAAUCUUGAACCAACCCUCAUAUCAGCAGAAAGUAAAGAGCUUGUGAAUGUUACAAAACAGACUAUAAUUAUUAUACAUGGUUGGUUGGAAAAUCAUAGAAGAUCUUGGUAUAAAAAUGUAGCCGAUCAAUUUUUUGUGAAUGGUGAUAUCAAUUUUAUUGAAGUUGAUUGGGAACGACCGGCUCGAAUGCCAUAUGUUUAUUCUGCUAAAGCUACCAGGAUGGUCGGAAACGAGGUCGCACAAUUUAUUGAAGAUUUUGAUCUUUUUUCGAACGAGGUUUACAUCAUAGGACAUUCGUUAGGAGCUCAUAUCGCUGGAUUUGCUGGAAAAAAAUAUUUUGAAGAUACUGGUGAAAAGUUGAAAAGAAUUACUGGCUUAGAUCCUGCGGGCCCUUACUUUAGGCAUGCCAGUAUUAAUCCCAGCGAACGACUUGAUAAGGAUGAUGCCGAAAUUGUAGAUGCCAUUCACACUGAUGCAGGAUUUUAUGGCUACGAAAACCCAAUAGGUUCCUUCGACAUAUAUGUUAAUGGUGGACAAAGAAUACAACCUGGCUGUCUUGAUGAAUGGACUAUUCCAACUUCCUUUGGAGAUAUGCUAGAAAAAUCUUUCUGUAGUCACGCAAGGUCAACAAAAUACUUCACCGAAUGGAUAAGUACAGGAAAGUUCAAAUGCAAAUUCUGCACACCUCUUCUGGAAAUUAAUUUGUUUAAUGACAGGUGUGCCUUGCACCAUAAUAGUGAUCGUCAGGUGUUAGGGUUUGAGGAUGUUACAGUUGACAUAACAGGAGUAUGUUUUGCGGAAACUAAUAAGGAAGAACCAUAUUUGAGUUAAACAUGAUUUGAAUGUAGUAUUUAAUAGGGUCUUUAGAAAUAAAUUGCACUGUUAAAC